GUAUCUGACGUUAUAAUUAAUUGGUAGCUGUUUACACGGAGAUCCAUUGUCUGCUCGGGUCGGAAUCUAGAAAAGCGGCACAGUUCUCCGAAGGGACCAGGUGGUAGGGCAUGGAUGGGGCUCUUUGAUGCCGCAUAAUCAAGGAAUUUCGGUGUUUCUAAGUUUAUUGUGGCUUUGUUUGAUAAGUAAGUUGUUCUUUUGCAUUAGCAGAACAACCCUAGGCUCGUAUACUUGUAUGAAUACCAUCGUAAUGUAACUGGUGUAGCAUGUCAGUUUUGCUUACAAAUCCACCUAGAGAUGGAGUUUGGGCCAUCUUUACGUGUGAGAAUUUGUUCAAUUAGCGCUCCAGGGUGCUUGAUUUGCAACUGCGACUGAUGUGCUGAAUUCCGUGGUGCUCGGGGGACUUCCACAGGUUAGACCAAGUUGCUGAUCCUCUCGGUUUUUUUAGUCAUUCUCAAAGCAUAGCUGUGCCUGGAGAGUCAUCUCGGAUUGACGUGACUACAUGGAUCAGAGUAGUAGUGACGAAGAGGCAGAACCGAAUGUUGUAGUAGUUCCAACCCAUGGAGGUCAGUAUGUCAAGUUUACCAAGGAAGGAUUUGAUUUUGAAGUCUCCAGUAGAUACACACCACCAAUUCAACUGCUCGGAUGUGGAGCUUGUGGUCCCGUGUGCUCAAUGAUUGAUUCAAUAACGGGUGAGAAGGUAGCAGUCAAAAAGUUUGUGAAUGGCGUCAACGACCCAGAUUACGCGAAGCGGACCAUUCGUGAAAUUAAACUUCUCAGGCUUAUGAAUCACGAGAACGUACUAAUCAGAAAGAUGAAACUGAACAUUCUGAAUGUAAUAUGUGCAGUGACGUGGGAGGAUAAUGCAAUCUUUUAGUUCUCUCAUACGUGUUUUUGGUGGGAGCAUGACUGCAGCAUGGGGCUGUAAACAUUUUGCUGUAUGUGCUGGUCAUCUAGAAUUGUUCAGUGUCCAUAAGAAUCCGCACGAUCGAUAAUCCGAAUAGAUUUCUCUGUUCUGCAAAAGCCCAAGCACGAAUGACUAGAGUAAGCAUAACUUGAGGUCUGAGUUAUCGAUCAUGGAUAUGUCUGUAUUUGCUACCAUGAACCAGUGGCCACAAGUUGAAUUGUUCCAGUCAAUGCAGAGUUAGACUGGAAAUAGAAGAUUAAAAGUAUUCCUUGUAGUCUUUUUAGAUUGUAAAAAGAUCUCCAGAUUCCCCGUCUAACGCAUGGGAAUGUUUUUAACACGUAUAACCUGGAUGCAGUAUAUCCUAAGUCGAA
Messenger RNA from Physcomitrium patens, 1278 nucleotides. The record is from RefSeq and is a predicted model, not a curated record. NCBI's taxonomy places the organism in Eukaryota, Viridiplantae, Streptophyta, Bryopsida, Funariales, Funariaceae.